Molecule: messenger RNA, 3505 nt
Organism: Pararge aegeria (speckled wood butterfly)
Lineage: Eukaryota; Metazoa; Arthropoda; Insecta; Lepidoptera; Nymphalidae
Product: glucose dehydrogenase [FAD, quinone]-like
Exons: 4
Coding region: 95-1957 (620 amino acids)
Molecular function (GO): ecdysone oxidase activity; flavin adenine dinucleotide binding
Source: RefSeq, a predicted model, not a curated record
GUGGCAUCUGACUUAAGACUAACACGUCUAUUUACUGACGUAGUUAUAAAAACUGAUGGAUUUUUAACUGUUAGUAAAUUCAUAAGAAGCACUAAUGUCGUGUUUGAGCCCCUGCCAGCCGAGCCAGGGUCCAGCUGGGAGCACGUUCGUGAACCUGGUCACCCAUCUUCUGGCUGCUCAGUGUCUCCUUACCGAACCCUGGCCUGACGAUCAUGAUUACCGCGUAAAAGACGGAGAUACUUUUGACUUCAUCAUCGUAGGCGCUGGUACAGCCGGAUCGAUCCUCGCUAAUCGGUUGACUGAAGUUGAAGAUUGGAAGGUGUUACUGGUGGAAGCUGGGGGUGACCCACCUGUGGAAACCAUUAUUCCAAAUUUCUCUGGAGCUACUCACAGAAGUAACCAAGUGUGGCAGUAUUUUACAGAAAAAGACGAUUCAAUAAACAGAGGUUGUGUGGAUGGAAUAUCAUUCUGGCCAAGAGGAAGAAUGCUGGGGGGCACGGGUUCAAUCAACGGUCUUCUUCAUAUGAAAGGAAGUCCAGCAGAUUACAAACCUUGGCAUUUAGCCGGUGAUGGCUGGGACUGGCCAUCAAUCAAGAAAUCCUUCAUGAAAAGUGAAAAAAUUAUCGACCCAUUAAUCCUUAAUAAUCCAGAACUAAUACAAAACUACGGUAUUACAGGAGAAUUCACUAUCGACAAACUAAAUUUUACGCAUCCUGAAAUAGUUCAAAACCUACUCCAGGCGUAUUCUGAGAUGGGCCUUCGAUAUUUGAAUGAUCUAAAUGGACCAACACAGAUGGGCGUUGGAAAGAUACGAGGUAGCAAUCAUAACGGCAGAAGAGUUAGCACUGCAACUAGCUUUUUAAAUUCAGUUAGAGAUCGUAAAAAUUUAUCCGUUUUAAAGAACACGUUUGCAAAUAAAAUAGUAUUUGAGAAUUCCCAGGCUGUAGGUCUCGAAGUCAAGAGACCAAACCCUUAUGCAGUAAAUACCCUUUAUGCAUCUAAAGAAGUGAUUGUAAGUGCGGGUUCAGUAAAUACACCCGUGUUGUUAAUGCUAUCAGGAAUUGGUCCCAAGAAACACUUAGAAGAAUUAGAAAUUGAAGUCAUUGCAGAUUUGCCGGUUGGUGAAAAUUUACAAGACCAUGUACGCAUUCCUGUUCCGAUAACUUUAAAUACAGGAGCUAACCAAGAAAAUGAAGAUUACUGGCGUAAAGCAGCUGCGCAAUAUUUGCUAGAACAGAAAGGACCCCAUGCCACUAAUUACGACCAACCUAAUAUCAACGCCUUUAUUUCAGUACCAGAUGGUAAAAUACUCCCUGAUGUGCAAGUGGAUCAUAAUUAUUUUGUUCCAAAUACUUCAUACCUGUAUUCAACCUGUACCAACAUUAUGUCAUUUAGAGACGAAAUAUGUAAACAGUUUUCUGAAAUGAACUCUAGAAGUGAAAUGAUAGUAUUCUUUGUAUCCUUGUGUAGACCUUUUUCAAGAGGAAAGAUUAUGUUACGUUCUAUAAACCCAAUCGAUCAUCCGAAAAUCUACGCAAAGUAUUUCAGUGAUGAGCGUGACAUGGAUAUUUUUGUUCAAAACCUCAAGCGUUUGACACAAAUUGUACAAACAAAUGUUUUCAAACGAGCAAAUGCGACACUUGAAAGGGUUAAAUUUAAAGAUUGUGAUGGAUUUAGAUUAGCGAGUGAUCAUUACUGGGAGUGUAUGGCAAGAACAUUGACCUAUAAUGUUUAUCACCCUGUUGGUACGUCUAAGAUGGGAAAAGUAGAUGAUCGAACUAGUGUAGUAGAUAGUAAGUUAAAGGUUGUAGGUUUAAAAGGUUUAAGAGUCAUUGAUGCUAGUAUCAUGCCUACAAUAACAAGUGUUAAUACGAAUGCUCCUACUAUGAUGAUUGCUGAAAGAGGCGCUGAUUUCAUCAAAACAGAAUAUAUGACGUUAAUCAAGGAUGAAUUCUAAGUGUAAUAAGAAUUCUGUGGCAAUAUAUCAAAGAUUGUUAUUUGCUUUUGAAUUGUAUAGCUUGCUCCUAUUUUUUUAAUUAGGCAAAUACGAAAAAGGUUUGUUAUAACUUUUAAUAUUUUUAUACAGCUAUUUAAUAAUUAUAUAUACUUAUAGCAUUACAAUAGGUACUCUUUGGAUAGAGUUAUUAAUGUCACGCGUGUUAUUGUUUGUCAAAUUAGUAACAAUGAUAUGUCCUACAAAUUCUUUUUCUUCUAUUUAUUGACUAAAAUUUCAAUUUUAAAAGUCUUCGCUGUAAUUUCUGUUGCCGAUAAGGGAAUAUUACCGCUUGAGAAAAAUUCCAUUGGUAUUCGGUUCUUCAUAGAUAUCGAAAACGAAAGUCGCGUUGGUACUUGUAAAGUAUAUUCAAGAGUUAAAAAGUGCUGUCUGACAGACUUAGAUGAAGAAGAUUGCGGUAUAAUGUAUGCGAUUGGUAUUACUUUUGAGGUGACAAAACCAAAAGACAGAAAGACGCUUUUAUACAUUUUUCCAACCCUUUGCCCAUACGAUCUUGUUGGAUACUGUGAUGUCCUGCUGGAUUAUCGAUGCAGUAAAAAUCGAGAUAGACUACACGUUAACAUUCCAUUUGAUACCACGAUUAGUAAAAGUAAACGUUCUAAUCCACUGGUGAAAGCCUUACUUGGCAAUGUCAAGAGUUUUGCUUGCGAAUCAUUGGAUCAAAACUCUUUAUAUAACUGUUUCCCGAUAGAUUGUGAUGUAAAAUAUUCUGGGCAAAGAUCUUUUUAUGACAAAGAUAUUAACAGAUGCAUCAAGACACCCGUUUGUGUUGGAGAAGCCGAUAAAGAACUUUCAAGUACAGUGUAUGUGCCAACUGUAAACGUCUGUAAAGAUUUGGAGUGCCCUCUGUCAACUCAAGAUAUCUAUGCUAUCUCGACAGGCUUAGGGACUGUAAUUCAGACAUCAAUAUUAAAAGAAGAUGACGUGAGAUUUGAAUUCGAAUCAAAUUGCUCUACGAUUUCACAAAACCUGUAUUUAUUAAAAGAUCUGAUGUACGGAAAACUGUGUCCCUGUAAUGUUAAUUCUGAGGACUUAUGUAAGUCCGCAGUUUUGGGGAUAGUAUUUUGUGUUUUAAGUAUAUGUGCUACAUUACUGUCCUUUCUAUUUUGUGCGAACAUGUUUGUUUGGAUCUAUAGACAGUGGUCAAAAGGCAACAUAGAUGCUUUCUUCGCAAGGGUGAAGAAAAAAUUUAAAAGGACAGAAAAUAAACGUCAUUUACGUAGAUCUCGUAUUAAUAGUGAAAUAAGAAAUACAUUGUUACGUGAAGUUAUAAUAAAAGAUAUACCUCUAGAACUGAGGGAAAGCGUUGAAGGCAUUUGUGAUAGAAUGGAGAAGGAGGUAAGAAAGAAAAAGAGGUACCGCAAGAAGGAUAUUGGCAGUCAAAUAAGUCUACAGAAGGAGAUCUUAAGAGAUGUAUUAUCUAGUUCCACUUCAACCGAGACUUUGUGUUCGGAAAAGGACGCUUUGAUUAAAUAAAUGCAAAUUAUUGUA